AUGGCUCUACACGACAACGCGGGAAGGAAUUACAAUGAACAGGAGGAAGCGCUCUUGAAGGAAUUUCCGACUUUCCACCUGCUUCCUCAGACGAAUCAACUUCAUUAUCUCUUCACCAUAAUACGACAGAGAGAAACGGGUCGCACCGACUUUGUUUUUUACAGCGAGCGUAUCAUUCGCCUCAUUGUGGAGGCGGCACUUAAUCUCAUUCCCACCAUUCCAUAUGAUGUCAUCACACCCACAGGUUCUAAAUAUCAGGGUUGUAUGACAGAUGGACAAGGAAUAAUUGGCAUCAGUAUUUUACGUGCUGGCGAGGCUAUGGAACGUGUGUUGCGGGAAACUUGCCGAGGUGUUCGUAUUGGAAAAAUCCUCGUUCAGCGUGAUGAGAAGAGUUUGGAAAAGGCACCUGAUGAGCGUUUUAAUUACAGCAAGAUUCCCAGUGAUGUGAGCGGGCGCCAUGUGCUGCUGCUGGAUCCGAUGAUUGCCACCGGUGGUAGUGUUAUUAAGGCAACAGAGAUACUUAUUAAUGAAUAUAAUGUACCAGAGGAGAAUAUUAUUUUCCUCAACCUCAUUUCCUGCCCUGAGGGCCUUCGUCGAUAUUUAACUGCAUUCCCACAUGUUAAUGUCGUCUCCGCUGCGCUAGAUCCUGGACUGGAUUCAAGAAAAUAUAUUGUUCCCGGUUUAGGGGAUUUUGGCGACCGAUACUUCGGCACAUGCGAAUGA
Trypanosoma brucei brucei TREU927 is the source of this 723-nucleotide messenger RNA. Its product is annotated as uracil phosphoribosyltransferase, putative. The transcript has a single exon. The record is from RefSeq and is a predicted model, not a curated record. The coding region runs from base 1 to 723 and encodes 240 amino acids. NCBI's taxonomy places the organism in Eukaryota, Euglenozoa, Kinetoplastea, Trypanosomatida, Trypanosomatidae.